GGUUCUUACUAAAGAAGGGAGGAGAGUAGAGGGGGGGGGGGUGUGAUGUGUUUGGAGGAGGGACUCCAUCAUUUAGAGAAGUGAACAGUUCCUGGUUUAGCAGUGAAGAAGAAAGAGAGGCAGCGUUAAACCAUCAGAUCCUCCAAAAUGAAUGUCUGUCAGUCUCUGAUCUGCUUCUUCUUCCUCACACUGCAGGAUGGAAACAUUGGUCUCAUCAAUGCAGAAAUCAUCGAGAGUACAGGAACUGAAGGAGGAAACAUCACAGUUGCUUGCUCCUUCACUUUCUCUGGAAAGAGGAAGAUCUUCUGUAAGGACGAAUGUAAAGAUGGAGACAUUCUCAUUGACACAGAAAAAAUCACAGCUCAGGACGGCAGAUACAGCAUUGAAUAUAUAGAAGGAGAUUUUCCACUAGAUAAAACAAUUCUGUAUGUGAGCAUCAGAAACCUGACUCAGUCUGACUCAGGAUGGUACAGAUGUGGUUUGGACAGAUCUUUCUUCCCAUCAUCAUACGAGGAGUUUGAGAUCCGAGUUACAGACGCUCCAACCUCUCCUCUCAGACCUUCUUCACCAUCAGUCCCAUCAGCCUCCACACUGAUGACAUCACAGAGUUUAAGCUCCACACCUUCAUCAGCCUCCCCUGAAGCCAGCGAGCAGCCUCAACAGAAACACACAGCUCCAGCCCAAAGAGCUCUGCUGUAUGUGGGUCUGACUCUGGUCCUCUUCUUCAUCAUGUUAUCAGUAGCUUUGCUGAUUUUCUGCAGGAUGAGAGCCAGGAAACCCAAAGAACCUCCUGUGGAAACUGAGUACUCUAAUGUCACAGAGGCCAACCGAGUGUAUGAGGAGAUCAGAGAGGACAGACAGAGCACAUCUCCUCCUGUAGAAGUGUCUACAGUUUACACUUACGCCAAAUACACCAAACCAGAUGGAGCGGAAACCACAGAGGAGUACAGCUUAGUCACUGCACCCACUUCUCAGAAGAAAACUGAAGACGACUGGAGUGACCUCACCUACUCUGAGCUGGAUCUUCCCAACGGUACAGCUGCCUCGCUGCACAGCGCCCCCUGUGGUGACGCAGAUAACGUGGUCUACUCUGUUCCUCGGCUAGAAGCCAGCUCGGCCGGCAGCCACGCCCAAGACGCUUCACCUCCUCUGUACUCUACUGUUACUUUACAUCAGCUGUAGCUUCAACGCUGUCAGCGCCACAUUUACUCUCUCAGGAGCCAACAGGGGACACAAAGGGCUUUGAAUGAGUCACCUUCACUCAAAGAAAUCUGUUUUUAUUGUUAUUGGGGGAAACUAUGUCAAUUACA
Molecule: messenger RNA, 1310 nt
Organism: Perca fluviatilis (European perch)
Lineage: Eukaryota; Metazoa; Chordata; Actinopteri; Perciformes; Percidae
Product: CMRF35-like molecule 8
Exons: 7
Coding region: 148-1182 (344 amino acids)
Cellular component (GO): plasma membrane
Molecular function (GO): transmembrane signaling receptor activity
Source: RefSeq, a predicted model, not a curated record